CAACAACAAUUUUUUUACCGUACAAUAAUUAAAGUGUUACUGUUACAAGAUGCUCGACCAGUCCUACAUUCCUUGUCGUCUAACAAAAUACGGAGUAAAAGGAAUAAAAACGUGAGAAAACAUUAGAUUUUUUUCCCAACCCCUCUGUCACAAACUCCCCUAAUAAAAAAAACACAAACAGCAACAACAAAUUAUUCAUCACUUUUACAACUUUUUUUUCCUCCGCCACCUCUCAAUUUCCCCUCAAACAUAAUAAUGUCCCUCUCAUUCCUCCCCUCCUCCGGCGGCGCCGCCGCCACCUUCGACUCUCUCUCCUCCCUCAACCGCCCCACCAUCCACCCAACCUCAUCUCUCCUCCACCUCCCCAAACUCUACCGCCGCCAUUCCCUCGCCGUCAAAGCCACCGUCUUCUCCCCGGAAGAAACAAUCACUAACACCCCUCCGCCGUCGUCUCCGUUCUCGUCCGUUCCUCUUAAACUCGUAUCGACCGAGUCUUUGAAGUACGCAAGCGGUUACCUCGGCGCUGUUCCGGAGUUUCAAUCAUCGGAGAAUAAUGACUCCGCUGUUGCUAUGGAGUGUUUGACUAAUAUAUUGUCGUCUAAGGUUUAUGAUAUCGCCGUUCAAUCGCCAUUGCAGCUUGCUGAAAAGCUGUCUGAGAGGUUAGGGAAUAAUGUUUGGCUUAAGAGGGAGGAUUUACAGCCGGUCUUCUCAUUCAAGCUAAGGGGUGCUUACAAUAUGAUGGUAAAGCUUCCAAAAGAGCAAUUGGAAAGAGGAGUUAUAUGCUCAUCGGCUGGAAAUCAUGCCCAGGGGGUGGCUUUGUCUGCUAAGAAAUUGGAUUGUAAUGCUGUAAUUGUUAUGCCUGUGACUACACCAGAAAUCAAGUGGAAAUCUGUAAAGAGGCUGGGUGCCACAGUUGUUCUUGUGGGUGAUUCAUAUGACGAGGCACAAGCAUAUGCUAAAAAUAGGGCGGAAGAGGAGGGGCGGACAUUUAUCCCCCCAUUUGACCAUCCAGAUAUCAUAAUGGGACAAGGGACAGUAGGCAUGGAGAUUGUGAACCAGUCAAAAGGCCGUCCUCUACAUGCGAUCUUUGUUCCUGUAGGUGGUGGUGGACUCAUAGCUGGUAUUGCUGCUUAUGUAAAGAGAAUUCAACCAGAGGUCAAAAUUAUAGGGGUGGAACCAGCUGAUGCCAAUGCAAUGGCUCUUUCAUUACAUCAUGGACAAAGAAUUAUGCUAGAUAAAGUUGGAGGGUUCGCGGAUGGUGUUGCUGUUAAAGUUGUUGGGGAAGAACCUUUUCGCAUAUGCAAGGAAUUGAUUGAUGGUGUAGUUCUUGUUAAUCGUGAUGCCAUUUGUGCCUCUAUAAAGAACAUGUUCGAGGAGAAAAGGAGUAUACUGGAACCAGCAGGUGCUCUUGCUCUCGCUGGUGCAGAAGCCUAUUGCAAAUAUUAUGGCAUAAAGAAUGAAAAUGUUGUUGCAAUCACCAGUGGGGCUAAUAUGAACUUUGAUAGAUUGAGAUUAGUCACUGAACUUGCAGACGUUGGUCGGCAGCGGGAAGCAGUACUUGCAACCUUUAUGCCUGAAGAACCUGGUAGCUUCAAAAUAUUUGCUGAGAUGGUGGGGCCAAUGAAUAUUACAGAAUUUAAAUACAGAUAUAACUCUGCAAAGCAAGAAGCUUUAGUUCUCUACAGUGUUGGUCAUCAUACUGUUUCUGAACUUGAAGCAAUGAAGGAGCGAAUGGAAUCUUCUAAGCUUCGAACUAUCAACUUAACGGAUAAUGAUUUGGUUAAAGAUCAUUUACGGCAUCUGAUGGGAGGCCGGUCAGAUGUCCAAAAUGAACUACUUUGUAGAUUUAUUUUCCCAGAAAGACCAGGAGCUUUGAUGAAAUUUCUGGAUGCAUUCAGCCCACGAUGGAAUAUUAGUUUAUUUCAUUACCGUGCACAGGGUGAAGCUGGUGCAAAUGUGUUGGUUGGAAUCCAAGUUCCUUCAUCCGAGAUGGACCAGUUUCAGCAGUGUGCUGAUAACCUUGCUUUUAUGUACGCUAUAGAGAAUGGAAAUGAAGUUUACGAGGUAUUGAUGCACUGACUUGUAGGCGGCGUAGGAUAAAACAAGAGCUUUUUGAAAUCUUCAGAGAAGUGAUGGUGCAAGUACCAAAUGUGAUUCAAACAUCUUCAAUUGAGAAGCGAAGGGUAAUUUAUCUUGUAGCACAAUCAUUUGAUGAUUCGUUGGUGCACCAUCCAUUCCCUUUUGUUGCCUUACCUAUAUAAAAAUCUCUUUGUAUGCUACAAAUUUGUGUAAAAGGAGUUCUCUCGAACUCUAUUAUGUAGUAUAGUGUUACAAAUUCUCGAUUACUAAAUGAUUUAGUGAAUGUUUGUAAUAGUGUUCCAGUUAAGUAUUUUUAUUUUUCCUUUAGUAACUUGGGUAUGCAAAUUUUUCUUUUUAUUUAAA
Chenopodium quinoa (quinoa) is the source of this 2442-nucleotide messenger RNA. Its product is annotated as threonine dehydratase biosynthetic, chloroplastic-like. Lineage: Eukaryota; Viridiplantae; Streptophyta; Magnoliopsida; Caryophyllales; Amaranthaceae. The transcript has 9 exons. The coding region runs from base 256 to 2079 and encodes 607 amino acids. The record is from RefSeq and is a predicted model, not a curated record. Gene Ontology annotation, molecular function: pyridoxal phosphate binding; threonine deaminase activity. Gene Ontology annotation, biological process: L-threonine catabolic process.